CGCGCGACAGGAAGUUUUCCUGAAAACAAGAGCGGAAGCUGAAUUUAUCCUGGAAACGGAUUAAAAUGUAAAAGUGUUGUUAUUGUUUUGAAUGUACCGGAGGCGAUAAGUGUUCAGAUGAUGUCGAACACGGCGAGGAGCGGGGACAUCAUCCACCUGAACGUCGGAGGGAAGAGGUUCAGCACCUCCAGACAGACCCUGACAUGGGUUCCUGACUCCUUUUUCUCCAGUCUGCUGAGUGGUCGGAUCUCGACUCUGAAGGAUGAAACCGGAGCUAUCUUCAUCGACAGGGACCCCUCUCUGUUCGCCACCAUCCUCAACUUCCUGCGGACCAAAGAGCUGCACCCCCGCUCCAUCAACGUGCACAUGCUCAUGCACGAGGCCGAGUUCUACGGCAUCACGCCGCUGGUGCGUAAGCUGCAGCUGUGUGACGAGCUGGACCGAUCCUCCUGUGGAAACGUGCUGUUCAACGGCUACCUGCCUCCACCAGUGUACCCAGCGAAGCGUCGUAACCGUCACAGCGUGGCGGGAUCGCAGUUCAUGGCGGGACGAGUCGUCGCUGCCGAGAGAGCACCGGUCAGACGCAGCAACACCAUGCCGCCCAACCUGGGGAAUUCUGGGAUACUCAGCAGAGCCAGCACUGAGGAGAGGACGCCUGGGGGUCAGGUAUCAGAUCCCGGCAUGGUUCGGAUCAUCUGUGGUCAUCACAACUGGAUCGCUGUGGCCUACGCUCAGUUUGUCGUGUGUUACAGGGUGAAGGAGUCCACCGGGUGGCAGCAGGUCUUCACCUCUCCUCGUCUGGAUUGGGUGAUCGACAGAGUCGCGCUCAACGCCAAAGUGAUGGCGGGUUCGCUGGGAGACAACGACAAGAUGGUGGCUGUGGCCUCGGGGACGGAGAUCAUCCUGUGGGCCAUCUGCCCGGACGGCAACGGAAACGAAAUCGGCGUCUUCAGUCUGAACGUGCCCGUGGAGGCUCUCUUCUUCGUUGGUAACCAGCUGAUCGCCACCAGCCACACUGGGAAGGUCGGGGUUUGGAACGCCGUCACCAAACACUGGCAGAAUCAGGACGUGGUUCCCAUCAGCAGCUACGACACCGCCGGCUCCUUCCUCAUCCUGGGCUGCAACAACGGAUCCAUCUACUACAUCGAUGUGCAGAAGUUUCCUCUGAGGAUGAAGGACAACGAUCUGCUGGUGACGGAGCUCUACAGAGACCCGACUGAAGACGCCAUCACCGCGCUCAGCGUCUAUCUGACGCCCAAAACAAGCGACAGCGGGAACUGGAUCGAGAUCGCGUACGGGACGAGCUCUGGGACGGUUCGAGUCAUCGUUCAGCAUCCGGAGACGGUCGGCUCGGGGCCGCAGCUCUUCCAGACCUUCUCUGUCCACCGCAGCCCCGUCACCAAGAUCAUGCUGUCUGAGAAACACCUGAUCUCAGUCUGUGCCGACAACAACCACGUGAGGACGUGGACGGUGACGCGGUUCAGAGGGAUGAUCUCCACCCAGCCGGGAUCCACGCCGCUCACCUCCUUCAAGAUCCUCAGCCUGGACGACGUCGACGGACACGGAGGCUGCAGCGCCGGGACAGAGAUCGGUCCAUACGGAGAGAGAGACGACCAGCAGGUGUUCAUCCAGAGAGUCGUACCGGACACCGAUAAACUCUAUGUGAGGCUGUCGUCCAAUGGGAAGAGGGUGUGUGAGGUGCGCUCGGUUGACGGCACCUCCAUCACGGCCUUCAUGGUCCACGAGUGUGAGGGCUCGAGUCGCAUCGGCUCUCGGCCCCGUCGAUACCUGUUCAGCGGCCAUGGCAACGGCAGCAUCCAGAUGUGGGACCUGACCACCGCCAUGGACAUCGCCGGCAAGGUCGACAUCAGAGCACUGGGCGGGCCAACAGAGGAGGAGCUGCUGGAGCUGUUGGACCAGUGUGACCUGGCUCUGACCAGAACACCUGACAGCACACCUAGAGCCUCCACCUGCAGUCUUCACUCUCAGCUCAGCGACAGCUUCAGGACGGAGCGUCUUCACUCUGCGGGAGGAGGACGAGGAGCCGGAGCCUCGGGUUCGUCCGCUUCGCUGUGCGGCAGCCUCCCCCGGCAGGCUCCGCCCCCUGUGCCCCUCACAAAACCCAUCAGAGACUCUGGCCUCUCAGCCGGGCCCGGAGCCGGACCGCAUUCCCUCGCCAUCCCCACCUACGGCCACAACUCCACAUCCAGCCCCAACCAGACCGCCAGCCCCCGGCCCAGACACGCGGAGCGAGACAGAGAGUGGGCGUCCGUCCGCAGGGGGAGCUUCGUGGAGCGCUGCCAGGAGCUCGCUAAGGGCUCAGAGGCGGCAGCAGGCUCUGGGUUCGGGGUCCCGGCGGGGGCAGAGGGCGUCAGGCGGAGCUUGGCAGUGUGCAGCGAGUUAGAAGCCAGAUUCGGCCUCAGGACCCCCAACACCUUCUCUGUGUCGCCUGGUGCACGUCACUCUCCAGGAACACCUUCAUCACUGUCAUCGUCGCCGUUAUCCUCCAACUCUUCACACCGCAGGGCCACGCCCACAUCCCCAACAAGCCCCGCCCCAGCUCCAGCCCCCACCGUGAGCCCAACCCAGUCUCAGGCACCCGUCUCACCUCGCCGCUGCACUGCAGCGUCUCCUGAUGAUUCUCCAGCUUCCCCCGAGAGCCCGGCGAGUCCGGACAGCCCCGCCGCCGGCCCGCCCACCAGCCCCAAACCACACAUGAAUGAGACCAGCUUCUGAUUGGCUGUUCAGACUCAACUCUGCGGACCAACAGUCGAGUCGAUCCUGAGAGCUGAUUCGUGUGUUCAGCUGGUUUGGAUUUCUGUCGUCACGUUGAGACGUAACAGCCAGCUGGCAGCCUGAAUGAACAGCCAAUCAGCCGUCAAACAGAGUUCUGUUGCCAUAGCGACCACAUGCUGGUUUCCUGGCCUCCAGGAGCUGAGAGUCUCCACUGUGUUACUAAAGCUGCACUAAUCAAUCGUUCUACAUUAUCAAUAAAUCAAUGACUGUAAUGUGAAAGGGCUCACUUGUAGAUCUAACCUGACGAGCCGCUAAGCCCCGCCCACUCAGCUGCUGUGGUUUAGCUGUCAAUCAUUCAGUUCUCAUUGGACAGCACAACGCUAACAAUGGCAGAUUUAAGAUCAACAGCUGGACAUGUUAGCUUUAGCCUCAGUCUGUUAGCAUGAUAUCAUUACUGGGCUCAUCUCACUGCGUCGGCGUUAGCUUAUCUCAGCUAGCUACCAAUGAUAAGAUCAGCUAGCUGAGAAAAUUAGCGGUCGUCUUCUGGAAAUGUAGGAGUUUCAAGAAUUAUGAAUUUAGAUUCACAUUAUCGUUGCAAACAGAACACGUAUGUGAGAACAGAAGAUCGACGGGGUAGCAACAGUAACUAAGGUGGGUGGGGCUUUUUGAAGCGUCUCUUUGUAGCUUCUGGUUUUGGUGUUUGUGGCACAUUUAUCUGAGACAGAUGUUUCCCUCAGGAGGGGGUGGAGAGCUGAAAAGAGCUGAAACGGGAGCAAACACUGGUCCGGUGGUGCUGCUGUGUGUUGUUCUGCCUCUGACGGUCAGAAAACAUCAGUUCACUGUAACUGAACUGUUUCGUAGCUUUUCAGGACCAACAGAGAAGGAAAGUCUUUCUAUCCAGAAUCUUUUUCUACUGCAGCCACAGUCUGUUUUAAAAAGUUUGUACAGAAACUUUAUUUUUUCACACUGUGAUGAACACAAACGCCUCGUCUUCAUCAGUUCAUUCUCAUCGAGCCGAGCCCGAACGCCUCGCCGUCACAGUCCGUCAGGUGUGAACACCUGCAGUCUGAACCCUCAGCAAGGCGAUUAUUGAUUACCUGGAAAGAACGUUUGGCAACUACAAAAUAUUUGUACUUUUUACUUCAUUCAUCUGACAGCUUUAGUUACUCUGAACAUUCGGAUCAAUCGACUGCUAACGUACGAUGUAGUUUUAUAUGAUAUUUAUUGAUCUGUGGAGGUAAAUUCACAACCUGUCCGACAUCAGCUCCACCUUCACCUGCUGCAGCAUUAAACACAUGAAUCAUCAUCAAUAAUCAUUCAGGAAGGUGAUUAAUAUGAUUCUGAAUGAGACAUCAUGCAUGAUGGUUACUGCUUCUGUUGGUACUUGAAGUAUGUUUUGAUUCUUGUACUUUCAAGUAGAACUUUUUACUUGUAACAGAGUAUUUUUACUCUGGUUUCCUGCUUUUACUGAAGUAAAAGUUGUGAGAACUUUAUUCGAGGUGGCGUUAGUUGAAUUGUAGAAUUAGGAAUGGUUGUCACAUACAGCUGGAAAGUGAUGACGCAGUAAAUCUUUUAGUUUCCUUCCAUCAUACGUUCAGACUUCUGACCGUAAGAUCCUGAACAUUCAACUGAAAAAGUCUUGAACUCGGUGAACCUGCAGAACUCUGAAUUGGUCUGUUUGACGACGUUCUUUCCAGGAAGCUCGUGAGCAGAGUUCAGAGCUGUGACAGGAAGCGUUCACGUUCACGUUCACGGUUUCGUCUCUGGUUGCGUCUCUGGUUUGUCUCUGGUUGCGUCUCUGGUUGCGUCUCUGGUGUCUCCUGCUGUCGUCUUCCUGCUCUCACUCUUUUCUUUCUAAACCUUCACGUUCUCGUCUAACGUUUGCGUCCAAAAUUUGUUGAUUUUCUUUCCAGAUUAAUCUGUAAAUAAUCAUCAGUUUUAGCUCUAAAAAUACCAAACGUGUUGCUUUUCUUUAAAAAUGUGAAUCUUCUGACAUCACGAGGAUUUUCACUGUUUUCUGACAUUUUAUAGACAAGAUUAAUAAAAACAAUCCUGAGAUUAAAUAAGAAUCUAAUUAGUUGUUAGUUGCAGCCCAGUUUUCUUUAUAUAGAAUUUCAGAUUCUUGUCAUUUAAUUUUUUUUCUCGUGUGGAUUUCCGUGUUUCCUACAACCUGUGAACGCAGCAUUUGUGCUUCUGAACUGUUGAUGUUUGUCUGUUUUGAACAUGAAACUUUAUUGACUCCAGGUAUGUAAACAGCUCAUAGUGAAUGUAGAGAAACUGUCGUCACAGCUGAACUCAGAUCAGCAGAUUUUUGAUCUGAAGCUGUUCGAUGCGUCACAUUGUUUGAAUAUUCAUGUUUUUUUACAGCUUUAAUAACCGUGUUUGUAUUUAAACAAUUAAAAGAAUCGACUCGUUAAA
Chelmon rostratus (copperband butterflyfish) is the source of this 5154-nucleotide messenger RNA. RefSeq names its product SH3KBP1 binding protein 1 (gene shkbp1). Gene Ontology annotation, biological process: protein homooligomerization. Gene Ontology annotation, molecular function: protein binding. The transcript is spliced from 17 exons. Lineage: Eukaryota; Metazoa; Chordata; Actinopteri; Chaetodontiformes; Chaetodontidae. The record is from RefSeq and is a predicted model, not a curated record. The coding region runs from base 118 to 2736 and encodes 872 amino acids.